UUGUCUAAUGUACUGUAGAGUGUAGUAAAAAAUAAAAAUAUUCUUUUAGAUAGGUGCUUUAUUCUUUGAUUUAAUUCGUGUAAUUUUUGAAAAUACUUUGUAAAAUGUAAAUCAAUAAAUAAUAGUUACGUAAAUACAUCAAAGAGCACUCCUUUACUUGCCAACGAAAUUAAUGUUUGGUGAAGACCAUGUCUCUUUAUAGAAUAAUCAAUAGUUCAAGAAUAUUAUACCAGGGUAAUCGCAGUAGUUCUAUGAUUUCAAAUACGAACUAUAAUAAUUAUGUGUUGUUACAAAAAUUUAGGUUUCAAAUAGAUAACAGAGGAAAACACACCAAAAGUAUAAAAAAAGAGAAAGAAAAAUUUAGAAUGUAUGUUGUUCAACGUUACAUGGAUUAUGUCAAAGAGUAUUCUUCAGUAUUAGAAACAAGAUUUCCUUCAGCAGUAAAGAUGUACAGAGUAUUUAGUGUCGGUAUGAAAGAAUUUUUAAGAGACCUAAAGAGAUACAUCACCUUAAGGAUUAAUUUAGUUAAAGAUCAAAGUUUUUCAAAUAUGAGUAGACAAGAUAUUGAGCUUUAUGAGAAAAUGCCAUCAGACAUGUGGAGAAUAGCUCCUGUUCUCAUAUUAUCUGCUAUACCAUUUGGUAAUUACAUCAUUUUUCCUUUAGCGUUUUUAAAGCCAAAAAUGUUAUUAUGUUCUCAUUUUUGGUCAAUACAACAAAAAGCAGAAUUUUCAAUACAAAUUUUAACAGAAAGGUUGAAAAACAAUAGAGUAGUAUUAAGAUCAUUGCAAGCAAAAAUGGAUGCAAUACCUGAUACUGAAAUUAAAAAAAAGUGGGAGAGAAUUCUUGCUCUGCUUGGUUCCGGAGUUCAUCCUUCAGUGUCUGAUAUACUAAAUUGCAAGGAACUGUUUAUUAAAGAACCUUACCAUUUAUCAUCUUUGUCAUAUAACCACCUGGGACAUUUACUGAAGAUGCAUGGCUUAAAGAAAGGUUUGCUACGAAGAAAAAAAUUAAAAUAUAGGGCAUUCAUUUUACUGGAAAUGGACAAAGCCAUUAUAAGAGAAGGUGGGGUGGAAAAACUUGGAACAGAUAAUUUAAGAAAUGCAUGUCACAUCAGAGGAUUGAACGGUAGUCAUUUAACAAAUCAAAAUAUGCGGGAUUGGUUAAUACAAUGGCUUAAUAUUUCUCAGAAUGUAGAUAAAGACUCAUAUUCGUUACUCCUGCACUGUCCAAUAUUUUUUGCUUAUAACCACCCACAAAACUGGGUGUUGAUUUACUAGAUCAUUUAUUAUCUUUGAAAAGUAAAAAACAUCCGUUUGUUAGUCAAAUUCAAACUUGAUGUAGACUGCAAUGCCGGCAAUACUCUGUUAUUCCUCUGUUGUUGCAUCAGAAUGUUGGUGGCUGAGAUCUUUAUCUCAAGGUGAACUGAUCACUUGUUUGUAUUCCUCUUCCAUAAAAAGGGUUUAUAUGAAAGAUAGCUAUUUUAUAAUUUGAACUUUGGACAUAUUGCAAUACAAUUGAUUAAUCCUCAGUUUUAUCUCAGUAAUGACAUCACUAUGGCUUUUUUGCACAAAACAAUAUAUUAUGGUAUUUUUUAAAAAUGUAUUUAUUAUAUAAUUAAUAACAAUCUAAUGUAAAAAUUUCAAGCUAAAAAAAUAUGUAAAAUUAAGAAAUUAUUUAUGAAUAACUGUUUUAUUUUUGUUUUUGAGCUGAUAUAUAAAAUCAGCUUAAUGAUAUAAUAUAUUAUAUAUGUUUGUUGGAGAUUUUAAAUGUUAAAAUUCUGGGCUUGAUAGCUUAAGACUUAAAAGUGUUGUUAUGUUAUAAUUAUUAUAUUACAUUUUGAUUUAUAAUUAUUUCAAAAAUAAAGAUGUGCCACAAACUUAUUUCUUAAAUUCCCGGCGAUACACAUUAAACACUUGAUGGCUUUUUUGAAUAGAAGUAUUUUAUAUGUGACUAAACGUUUUUAUUUGUAACAGAAUUUACUGCUACAGUUAAAAUAAAUCUGGUAGUAAAAUUUGUUUUCAACUGAUUUAUGAGGUAUGUUAUUUUUCUGUGUGUUUCUUCUUUGUUUUGGACAUUCAAUUAUAAGUCAGAUUCUUUCAUAUAAUUUGUAUUAAUUAUUACUGAUUGUUGAUUGACUAGCUUUAUUAAAAGUUUUGCUAAUUG
This is a messenger RNA of Leptidea sinapis, 2163 nucleotides long. RefSeq names its product LETM1 domain-containing protein 1. The transcript has 3 exons. Gene Ontology annotation, molecular function: ribosome binding. NCBI's taxonomy places the organism in Eukaryota, Metazoa, Arthropoda, Insecta, Lepidoptera, Pieridae. Bases 189 to 1277 code for a protein of 362 amino acids. The record is from RefSeq and is a predicted model, not a curated record. Gene Ontology annotation, biological process: intracellular monoatomic cation homeostasis. Gene Ontology annotation, cellular component: mitochondrial inner membrane.